Messenger RNA from Paramecium sonneborni, 249 nucleotides. The record is from the annotation of a GenBank genome assembly. Lineage: Eukaryota; Ciliophora; Oligohymenophorea; Peniculida; Parameciidae.
AUGGUGAUAUAAUAUCUAUUCUUUUGGGAUUAAGUUGGGGAAUUGAAGGCUUUUAGUUUGAAGAACCUUUUAGAUUAAUCUCAGAUCUCAAAGCGCUUUUUACCAUCUAAAUUUGAUUUGAAAGAAAAGGAACUUGAAUAGUUUUCUGGAGAUUAAAUUAACUUUUAUGAAUUAGAAGAUAAAAAAAUUGGAGUCUUGAGUUUCUCUAUCGAUUCAGAUUAUUCAUUAAUGAGGUUAUCUCAAUCCUGA